Molecule: messenger RNA, 1017 nt
Organism: Fusarium keratoplasticum
Lineage: Eukaryota; Fungi; Ascomycota; Sordariomycetes; Hypocreales; Nectriaceae
Exons: 1
Coding region: 1-1017 (338 amino acids)
Source: RefSeq, a predicted model, not a curated record
AUGGCGGCUAUGAUGUCGUCUGUCAACCCCUUCACACCGGUGACCCCCCCACCGGAAAGCCACGCCUUUCCUAAACCUCCUAUCCAAAGGCCCUACCAGAACAACCUCAAGCGCAAAGCAUCGAUGCAAGAACCCUUCAGCGGCCUAGCCGGCCUCAACGGCCCCUCGAUGAUGGCUCCUCCUCCCGCCCCGACUUCACAGCCCAAGAUGUCCUCAUCACCCAACCGCAGCACCGGCGGAAGCCCCGGCCCUAGCGAUCCAAAGGCCUCUCCUCCUCCUCCCAACGUUGCCGGUGCAAACCUCGAUCCCAAGUACCUCGCCAUGGUAUCUCGCAUUGCCGCCUACUACCAGCAGAGGUGUCAAGCAGUGGCCAACUACCAACAACAACGAUGCCAGGCAUGGGCCAAUAUGCACCGGCAAAGGUGCCAAGAUAUGAUGCAGGCCUCCAUGCUCGUGGUGGCUUGGUACGUUAGGGAUCGUAUCCAGCGCAGGCGACGACGGGAGAAGCGCCGCUUCCGAUCAGGCUUGAGGCGCAGGACGAACCAGAACAAGAUCGCCCGCACAGAAGUUGUCCGCCGCUGGGUCAAGCAGAUCCCCGAGGAGCCAGAGUCACCCAACAACCCCAUCACAGUCGAGCUCGCCGACCGGGCCGAGGCCGAGUUCUCCAUGGACCGCGACCCUCAGCCCGACAAGGACGCCAAGCUGUUUGAGAUGGCCGACAACCUCAUCAAGAGUCAAUAUAAGAAGAUUGAGGUGCCCAUCAUGGGCGUGCUCAACUUUGACGACAGUGACAACGACAGUGAGAGUGAUCUGGAUGAGCCCGAGCAGUUUGAUGAAAUGGAAGAAGAUGAAGAGGGAGAGGGAGAAGAUGAAUACUACGAAGUGGAGGAUGAUGAUCUGUACGAUGAUGAGGACGACAUGGAAUUCACAGGAGACGGCGGAUCCGAGGUGGUUCACCACGGCACAGGCACUGGCUCUGGCAGCCGAAACAACGACCUGAGCGAAUCCUCAGGAUGA